AUGGGCUUCACCAGACAGAUACAGCUUCUGCUCUGGAAGAACUGGGCCCUGCGGAAAAGGCAAAAGUACCCGGAAAUUGAAAUCUCUGUCUGCGUGCCUGCAGCCAACUUCCCUACUGCUACCACAUUCUGGGAAUUUCCAGGAUGUCUGGGCCAUUUUCCCAACAAGGCGAUGCCCUCAGCAGGAAUGUUGCCAUGGCUCCAGGGGAUCUUCUGCAAUGUGAACAAUCCUUGUUUUCAGCACCCUACCCCAGGAGAAUCUCCUGGAAUUGUGUCAAACUAUAACAACUCCAUUUUGGCAAGGGUGUAUCGAGAUUUUCAAGAAAUCGUUAUGGAUACACCAGACAGCCAGCACCUCGGUCAGGUUUGGACAGAGCUCCGCACCUUGUCCCAGUUCAUGGACACACUUCGGACUCACCCUGAGAGAAUUGCAGGAAGAGGAAUACGAAUUCGAGAUAUCCUAAAGGAUGAAGAAACACUGACGCUGUUUCUCAUACAAAAUAUUGGCCUGUCUGAUUCAGUUGUGUACCUUCUGAUCAACUCCCAAGUCCGUCCAGAGCAGUUUGCUCACGGAGUCCCAGACCUGGUGCUGAAGGACAUCGCCUGCAGCAAGGCCCUCCUGGAGCGCUUCAUCAUCUUCAGCCAGCGACGCGGGGCACAGACAGUGCGUGACACCCUGUGCUCCCUGUCCCAGGGAACCCUACAGUGGAUGGAAGAUACUCUGUAUGCCAACGUGGACUUCUUCAAGCUCUUCCGUGUGUUUGUCCUUCGUCCGAGUGUUCAAAACUUGUUGUGGGUGACCAGGCCCCUCAUGCAGAAUGGUGGCCCAGAGACCUUCACACAACUGAUGGGCAUCCUUUAUGACAAAAGAACAACGUCCUUUUGUAAUGCAUUGAUCCAGAGCUUGGAGUCAAACCCUUUAACCAAAAUACCCUGGAGGGCAGCAAAGCCUUUGCUGAUGGGAAAAAUCCUCUUUACUCCUGAUUCUCCGGCAGCUCGCAGGAUACUGAAGAACGCCAACUCGACUUUUGAAGAACUGGAGCGUGUUUGGAAGUUGGUCAAGUCCUGGGAAGAAGUAGGGCCCCAGAUCUGGUACUUCUUUGACAAGAGCACACAGAUGACCAUGAUCAGAGACAUCCUGGAGAACCCAACAGUAAAAGAUUUUUUGAAUAGGCAGUUCAGUGAAGAAGGUAUUACUGCUGAAGCCGUGCUGAACUUCCUCUAUAAGGGUCCUCGCGAGAGCAGGGCUGACGACAUGGCCAGUUUUGACUGGAGGGACAUAUUUAAUGUCACUGAUCGCACCUUACGCCUGGUUAAUCAAUACUUGGAGUGCUUGACCCUGGAUAAGUUUGAAAGCUAUGAUGAUGAAACUCAACUUACCCAACGAGCCUUGUCUCUGCUGGAGGAAAACAGGUUCUGGGCCGGUGUGGUAUUCCCUGACAUGUAUCCCUGGACCAGCUCCUUACCACCCCACGUGAAGUACAAGAUCCGCAUGGACAUAGAUGUGGUGGAGAAAACCAAUAAGAUCAAAGACAGGUACUGGGAUUCUGGUCCCAGAGCUGAUCCUGUGGAAGAUUUCCGUUAUGUCUGGGGAGGGUUUGCCUAUCUGCAGGACAUGAUUGAACAGGGGAUCACCAGGAGUCAGGCCCAGGCUGAAGUUCCGGUUGGAAUCUAUCUGCAGCAAAUGCCUUACCCUUGCUUCGUGGAUGACUCCUUUAUGAUCAUCCUGAACCGCUGUUUCCCUGUCUUCAUGGUGUUGGCUUGGAUCUACUCUGUCUCCAUGACUGUAAAGAGCAUCGUCUUGGAGAAGGAGUUGAGACUGAAGGAGACUUUGAAAAACCAAGGUGUCUCCAAUGCAGUAAUUUGGUGUACCUGGUUCCUGGACAGCUUCUCUAUCAUGUCAAUGAGCAUCUUCCUCCUGACAGUGUUCAUCAUGCAUGGAAGAAUCCUACAUUAUAGCAACCCGUUCAUCCUCUUCCUGUUCCUGUUGGCGUUCUCCACUGCCACGAUCAUGCAGUGCUUCCUGCUCAGCACCUUCUUCUCCAGGGCCAGCCUGGCAGCAGCUUGCAGCGGCGUCAUCUACUUCACCCUCUACCUGCCACACAUCCUCUGCUUCGCCUGGCGGGACCAGUUGACGGCCAAAUUGAAGUUAGCUGUGAGCCUGCUGUCUCCUGUGGCAUUUGGGUUUGGCACUGAGUACCUGGUUCGCUUUGAAGAGCAAGGCCUGGGGCUGCAGUGGAGCAACAUCGGCAACAGUCCUAUGGAAGGCGAUGAGUUCAGUUUCCUGCUGUCCAUUAAGAUGAUGCUCUUCGAUGCUGCUCUGUAUGGCUUGUUUGCCUGGUACCUCGACCAGGUCUUUCCAGGGGAUUAUGGAACGCCACUUCCCUGGUACUUCCUUCUGCAAGAGUCCUACUGGCUGGGUGGUGAAGGGUGUUCAACCAGAGGAGAAAGGGCCCUGGAAAAGACCGAACCCCUAACAGAGGAAAUGGAGGACCCGGAACAUCCAGAAGGAAUAAAUGAAUCCUUCUUUGAACGUGAGCUUCCAGGGUUGGUUCCGGGGGUUUGUGUGAAGAAUCUGGUAAAGAUUUUUGAGCCCUGUGGCAAGCCAGCUGUGGACAAUCUUAGCAUUAACUUCUACGAGAACCAGAUCACCGCCUUCCUUGGUCACAAUGGAGCGGGGAAAACCACCACCUUGUCCAUCCUGACGGGUCUCUUGCCACCGACGUCAGGGACUGUGCUCAUUGGGGGAAAGGACAUUGAAACCAGCCUGGAUGCGGUGCGGCAGAGCCUUGGCAUGUGUCCGCAGCACAACAUCCUGUUUCACCACCUCACAGUGGCUGAACACAUCCUGUUCUAUGCCCAGCUGAAAGGAAAGUCCUGGGAGGAGUCCCAGCUAGAGAUGGAAGCCAUGUUGGAGGACACAGGCCUCCACCACAAGAGGAAUGAAGAAGCUCAGAAUCUAUCAGGUGGCAUGCAGAGGAAGCUGUCUGUUGCCAUUGCCUUUGUGGGCGAUUCCAAGGUGGUCAUUCUGGAUGAGCCCACCUCUGGGGUGGAUCCCUACUCAAGACGCUCCAUCUGGGACCUGCUCCUGAAGUAUCGCUCAGGCAGAACCAUCAUAAUGUCUACACACCACAUGGACGAGGCAGACCUCCUCGGGGACCGCAUUGCCAUCAUUUCACAGGGGAGGCUCUACUGCUCGGGCACCCCACUCUUCCUGAAGAACUGCUUUGGCACUGGCUUCUACCUCACCUUGGUGCGCAAGAUGAAAAACAUCCAGAGCCAAACAAGAGGCUGUGAGGGGACCUGCAGCUGUGCGUCCAAGGGCUCCUCCAUCCAGUGUCCAGCCUGUGUUGAUGAGCUCACUCCAGAGCAAGUCUUGGAUGGUGAUGUGAAUGAGCUGAUGAAAAUGGUUCACCACCAUGUUCCAGAAGCAAAGCUGGUGGAAUGCAUUGGCCAAGAACUUAUCUUCCUUCUUCCCAACAAGAAUUUCAAGCAGAGAGCAUAUGCCAGCCUUUUCAGGGAGCUAGAGGAGACACUGGCUGACCUGGGGCUCAGCAGUUUUGGAAUUUCAGACACGCCCCUGGAAGAGAUUUUCCUGAAGGUCACGGAGGAUUCUGACUCAGGGCCUUUGUUUGUAGGUGGCACUCAGCAGAAAGGAGACGACGUCAGUCUCCGACACCCCUGUUUGGGUCCCAGGGAGAAGGCCAGACAGAUGCUCCAGGGCUCCCGCAGCUGCCCCACGGAGCCGGCUCCUCGCCCCGAGGACCAGCCUUGUGCGGAGCCAGAGGACCACAGUGCCCUGCUCAACACAGGAGCGCGGCUCGUGCUCCAGCACAUGCAGGCCCUGCUGGUCAAGCGGUUCCACCACGCCACGAGGAGCCACAAGGACUUCCUGGCACAGAUUGUUCUUCCAGCCAGUUUUGUGUUAUUCGCUCUGAUGCUUUCCAUCAUCGUCCCUCCUUUUGGUGAAUACCCCGCUUUGACCCUUCAUCCCUGGAUGUAUGGGCAGCAGUACACCUUCUUCAGCAUGGAUGAGCCAGGCAGCGAGCGGCUCAUGGUCCUUGCAGAUGUCCUCCUGAACAAGCCAGGUUUUGGCAACCGCUGCCUGAAGGAAGAGUGGCUCCCGGAGUAUCCCUGUGGCAAUUCAACCCCAUGGAGGACUCCCUCUGUGUCUCCGAACAUCUCGCAUCUGUUCCAGGAUCAGAAAUGGACACCAGACAACCCCUCACCUUCUUGCAAGUGCAGCACCAGAGAGAAGCUCACUAUGCUCCCCGAAUGCCCAGAGGGUGCUGGGGGACUCCCUCCCCCUCAGAGAAUACAGCGCAGCACCGAAACUGUCCAAGACCUUACAAACAGGAACAUCUCUGACUUCUUGGUAAAGACGUAUCCUGCUCUUAUACGAAGUAGCUUAAAGAGCAAGUUCUGGGUCAAUGAACAGAGGUAUGGAGGAAUUUCCAUUGGAGGAAAGCUUCCAGCUCUCCCCAUCACUGGGAAAGCACUUGUUGGGUUUUUAAGUGACCUUGGCCAGAUAAUGAAUGUGAGCGGGGGCCCUAUCACCAGAGAAGCCGCUAAAGAAAUGUCUGACUUCCUUAAGCUUCUAGAAACUGAAGACAACAUUAAGGUGUGGUUUAACAACAAAGGCUGGCACGCUGUUGUCAGCUUUCUCAACGUGGCCCACAAUGCCAUCUUACGAGGCAGCCUGCACGAGGACAAGAACCCGGAGGAAUAUGGAAUCACCGUCAUAAGUCAACCCCUGAACCUAACCAAAGAGCAGCUCUCAGAGAUUACAGUUUGGAACUUCGCCCCCCUGAGUUGUGUCAUUUCCCACAGAUGGGCGGUCAUUCCCAUGAUGUACCCAGCGUCCUUCCUGUUUGAUGUCCCCAGCACAGCCUACGUGGCCUUGUCUUGUGCUAAUCUGUUCAUCGGCAUCAACAGCAGUGCCAUCACCUUCAUCUUGGAAUUAUUUGAAAAUAACCGGCGAGCUGGGGCAGCUGAAGUGGACUCAAUUCAUGUUGAUUUCUGGUGGCCUCCGUCUCCAGGUGAGGAGCACUCUUCAAAUCCCUUCCAGUGGGACCUGAUUGGGAAGAACCUGGUUGCCAUGGUGAUAGAAGGGGUGGUGUACUUCCUCCUGACCCUCCUUAUCCAGCACCACUUCUUCCUCACCCAAUGGUACGUUCAUGUCACUGCCCUGAGGGUGCCAACGGCGGGCUCACUAUUUCUGCGCAGUGUUUAUUCCGGCACCUCCGGCCCAGCAGUGGACAGGCUGUGUGUCGGAGUCCGCCCGGGAGAGUGCUUUGGCCUUCUGGGCGUGAAUGGUGCGGGCAAAACAACCACAUUCAAGAUGCUCACUGGGGACACCUCAGUGACCUCAGGUGAUGCCACUGUAGCAGGCAAGAGGCUGAAGGUUGCAAACUGGAGUAUUCGGAGCCUAGGCCUCUCUCUCUACGCAGACUGCUUGGCUGGCACGUACAGUGGGGGCAGCAAGCGGAAACUCUCCACAGCCAUGGCGCUGAUUGGCUGCCCACAGCUGGUGUUACUGGAUGAGCCCACCACAGGGAUGGACCCCCAGGCUCGCCGAAUGCUGUGGAACACCAUCAUGAGUAUCAUCAGGGAAGGGAGAGCUGUGGUCCUCACAUCCCACAGCAUGGAAGAAUGCGAGGCCCUGUGUACCCGGCUGGCCAUCAUGGUGAAGGGCACCUUCCAGUGCCUGGGUACCAUUCAGCACCUCAAGUACAAGUUUGGAGAUGGCUACAUUGUCACAAUGAAAAUCAAAUCCCCGAAGGACAACUUGCUUCCCGACCUGAACCCCGUGGAGCAGUUCUUCCAGGGGAACUUCCCAGGCAGUGUGCAGAGGGAGAGGCACUACAACAUGCUCCAGUUCCAGGUCUGCUCCUCCUCUCUGGCCAGGAUCUUCCAGCUGCUUAUCUCCCACAAGGACAGCUUGCUCAUCGAGGAGUACUCGGUCACGCAGACCACGCUGGACCAGGUAUUUGUGAACUUUGCUAAGCAGCAGAUGGAAACUCACGACAUUCCUCUGCACCCUCGAGCUGCAGGAGCCACUUUGCAAGCCAAGGAAGUGGUUGAAGGGAAUUCUGCACUUCAAGGGUAA
This is a messenger RNA of Trichechus manatus latirostris (Florida manatee), 6108 nucleotides long. It is a transcript of the gene ABCA4, whose product is annotated as ATP binding cassette subfamily A member 4. The coding region runs from base 1 to 6108 and encodes 2035 amino acids. The record is from RefSeq and is a predicted model, not a curated record. The transcript is spliced from 47 exons. Gene Ontology annotation, cellular component: intracellular membrane-bounded organelle; membrane. NCBI's taxonomy places the organism in Eukaryota, Metazoa, Chordata, Mammalia, Sirenia, Trichechidae. Gene Ontology annotation, biological process: lipid transport; transmembrane transport. Gene Ontology annotation, molecular function: ABC-type transporter activity; ATP hydrolysis activity; ATP binding.